GCCUGCCCCGGUUGGUUCAUGUCUGAUAACGCAAGCAGUCGUAUGGAGGAAACCCAACUGCAUACGACUCCAACAUUGGUACAGGCGUAAAGAGGAGGAGGCCGAUGCUCCUCGGGCCUCGGAGGGUACCAGUGUCGUCGGGUCUGCUCAACAAGCAGAGCUUGCCCGCACUGCAACUGGAGCAGAGCGCUCGCACGAGGAGAGACCGCGGGAGUAAGGCACGUGGUCGAGUACGCUUAAUACCCUGAGAGCGCGGAUGUUGCGUCUGUUUCAGCACCCCACCACCCGCCUCAUGCACCUCGCCUUGAGCAUUCAUGGGCAGCUGAGCAGCUCCUCUCCCCCUCUCGCAUUGUAACCAACCGCUCCAACUCACACUUCCUCUUCCGCCAUCGACGAGGUCUUCACUUGGCCACAAACCACUUGUCAUGGCCAUUCUUGUUGUCCUCGCGACCGUGGUCGGCGUGGCCAACGCCCUCGCUCCCAACUUCACACUUUCUUGGGGUGUCCGGGUAACGAGCCCACUAUUCUCGCGAGACCCCGCAGACAGCUGGAUCGACACGUACGCCAACUCGGACGACUCUCUAUACACAACUGGCGUGCGAGGUGCAGGCAUUCCGACACUCGUAGGAGGUCCUGGCGGCCGUGUUUCGUUCGCAUACGUCGGCCGCAAUAUGACUUGGUAUGCUUACUUUAACGGGUCCGACCCAGGCCAAGUCACGAUAGACCUGGAUGGUAAUGCACAGCCAUCACCGCGAAACACCUUUCAAGACGGGGACUACCAACGCCUUGUGGGUCCGAGCAACGUGGACGUAGCGGAGGGAUCGCACACCUCCUCAAUCGGUCUAGGAAACGGCGCCCCGGCUGACGCCCGUCUCCUCGUCGAGGGCGCAACAUUUGGGCUUCCCAUUGUCGCACCGACCCUGGACCGCAAAGACAUCGAAUGUUGGCGAUGGCCAUUUGCCGGCAUGAUUGCACCGGGAACGUCGAACCAGUUCAUCAAGACCACUGGUCCUUGGCGUAUCAGCCACUCCAUCGGCGGUAUUGGCGGGCAGCCUGUGAUUCCCUACCCCACCAUCUGGGCCAAUGAGUCAGCAUCAGUGCAGGUAACCCUCCCAGCGUCGAGUACAAUGCUAGAAAUCAACGGAACGGUAGGCCCCGGCUAUGGCAGAUACACGGUCGAAGUGAACCCGCCGCCACCCCAACUUCUGGGUACGAAUACCUUUGAUGCUCACCGCCGAUACGUGGCACUCAACGAGACCAUGUAUAUCAACUCAUUAGACCCCGCCGUCAACUACACUUUCACCAUUACAGGGGACGAAGAUCCGACCAAAAUUCUGGGACUUGUUGCCUGGAAAGCCUGCUUUCUCCACAACCCCGAGUUUGUCGUCCGUGCAGGGGCUGGCGGGAGCAAUGCGAGCAGCACUGCGGCCGGUGGCAGUGACAACGCAGGAAUCUCGGUAGUCGUCUCGAGUGGGAGCUCGCAACCUACCAGUACAGGAAAUUCGGAGGCUGGUGCUGGUGCUUCCUCUGCGGGUACCAAGACCAACAUUGGUGCCAUCGCUGGCGGCGUGGUCGGAGGGUUGUUGGGCGCUGGCUUGCUUGCUGCGGUGAUCUUCUUCCUGUGCAGGCGCCGUAGACAGCGACAUAAGGCGAGCACAGAACCGUUUGUUAUCGAUGUCACCGAAGACGCCGUGACACCGUUCAAGCCGGAUACCUACCGAGAUGGGCCGAAUAACCAGCAACACCAGAUGGCCUACGCUUCCCUUCUGCCACACAACCAGCACCAUGACGGCCGGUUAUCGCGCGAGUAUAGCCCUUACGCGGGGCGCGAGCAUGGAUACUCAGCCGGCAGUGCAACCUCGGGGCCUUCGUCGCAGGAAUACCAGGUCCAAGCACAGGAGAAGCACCGGCAGCAAACAGUCACAGUGAAUCCCGAUGAGCCAAUGAAUGAGGAGACAGUGCAGGUGCUCCUUAAUGCGCUUCAGAAGCAUCGACAGUCCUCUGGCUUACCGCUAGAGGAGGACGCGGGGCCUGCACUCGACGUCCGCCUGAUGCCUCCGAUGUACAACCCUAUGUGGGCGCCGCCCGCGCCGCAAGUGGAAACAUCUGCGGCGGGAUCGUCCAUCCCCCCCAACACAUCAGAGUACCCGAGCGGGACGACUUCCCCCACCUCGCGACCCAAGUGGCACUAGCUAGUAAAUUUUCAUCUGUGAGACUGUCUCUGUAGUCUUUUCGCGACCGGAUGAAUCCCGUCAUUCCAACAUCAAGAAUGGCCUGUCCGC
This is a messenger RNA of Cutaneotrichosporon oleaginosum, 2282 nucleotides long. RefSeq lists its product as uncharacterized. NCBI's taxonomy places the organism in Eukaryota, Fungi, Basidiomycota, Tremellomycetes, Trichosporonales, Trichosporonaceae. The record is from RefSeq and is a predicted model, not a curated record.